Molecule: messenger RNA, 585 nt
Organism: Penicillium canescens
Lineage: Eukaryota; Fungi; Ascomycota; Eurotiomycetes; Eurotiales; Aspergillaceae
Product: Tetratricopeptide-like helical
Exons: 1
Coding region: 1-585 (194 amino acids)
Molecular function (GO): protein binding
Source: RefSeq, a predicted model, not a curated record
AUGGAGCCCGAAACUGAGAGGGACCACUGGCGGGAUAUGUUAAAGAAGCCGACCAAGACAACAGACAACGCGGAAGAGCACAGACUGAUUGUGAUAUCCAUCAUAUCCAAGUAUGGUAAAGAACAUUCUUCGAGUCUGCGCGCCAUGGACCAGCUUGCAAAGGUGUACUGGGGCGAGGAUAUGCGAGAUGACGCUAUUGAGGUUCAACGGGAAGCUCUCGACUGGCGCGAAGAGGUAGAUGGGCCUCUGGACACUUUCAAUCUUUCCUCCAUGGAUACCUUAGCCUUCAUGUACUUUGAAAAAGGCCAAUACCAAGAGGCUGAGAAGGUCCUCCUUCAAAGUAUGGAGUUACGAGAACAGGCUGCUCAUUGUGACUCUUCUAGGAGGUUCUUGGCCAAAAUUCUGCUUCAGAAGACAUAUGAAAAACAAGACAAGAAAAACGAUGCUCUGAGGGCCUUGUGGGAAAUCUUGGAGACUCUUUCGAACGCAGCGGGUAUGGAAGGCAAGAGAGAGGACGCUCUGGGAAAUAUUUGGGUACUUUUGAAGUCGCUUUCCAGAGCAACUGGUGCGCAGUUUACACUUUGA